This is a messenger RNA of Trichophyton benhamiae CBS 112371, 1722 nucleotides long. Its product is annotated as CAF1 family ribonuclease, putative. The transcript has 4 exons. Gene Ontology annotation, molecular function: RNA binding; poly(A)-specific ribonuclease activity. NCBI's taxonomy places the organism in Eukaryota, Fungi, Ascomycota, Eurotiomycetes, Onygenales, Arthrodermataceae. The record is from RefSeq and is a predicted model, not a curated record. Gene Ontology annotation, biological process: nuclear-transcribed mRNA poly(A) tail shortening. Gene Ontology annotation, cellular component: cytoplasm. The coding region runs from base 1 to 1722 and encodes 573 amino acids.
AUGGAGGUUACGAGGAAUAACUUCUCCCGGCUUCUGCCACGGAUGCUGCAGGACAUAGGAGACUGUUCCUUCGUUGCCCUCGACUUCGAAUUCUCAGGGAUUUUCAACCAGAAGCUACGGCCUGCUUCGACCUAUGUUGACGGUGACCUGAGCCUGCAGAAGCGGUACGAAGAAGUAAAGCAGGCUGCAGAGGAGUAUCAGAUCCUCCAGGUUGGCCUUACACUGGUGGUUGAGGAUAGUCAAAAUGGUUGGAGAUAUCCCUUCUAUACCUUGGCAUCGUCGUUUUCUUUAGCUCUGGCCUUCCUGAUGAGCCAUGGGUUUCGGGUAGAGUCAAUAUUUACAGAUGGGGUUCCCUAUAUCUCGAUGAAAGAGGAACAGGAUGCAAUGGACCGAGCGCAUAAAGACAAGGACAAGUUGUCGAGAUCCCUGAUCAAUCUCAAUACAUUGGCUCCGGGCCAUGCACAAUUCAUUCGACAAGUCCGGCAUAGUAUCAGGGAGUGGAUCGAGAAGCCCGCCCCAAAAGAUGCCUAUCUGAAUAUACCAAAGCCCGCUGGUAUGACCGCGGCUUACAAACUCCCACUGGAACUGGACAACUACCAGAAGCGGCUCGUGCACCAGAUCGUUCAAAGUGAGUACCCAGGCUAUGUGAGCAUAGGCAAGAAAUCUUUCAUUCAGAUACUCCCCUAUGACAAGAUGCGGGAGAAUGUUUUUCUCCAAAAGAAGCUCCAGCGCACUCGUUGCAACAUAGCUAGCCAGAAGGGCUUCAGCUGGGUCAUCGAAGCUUUGAUGGGGAGCGAUCUUUCAAAGCUCGACUUGAGACUCCUCUGGAGGCCUGAUGGCAUGUUCACCGCAGCCGAGGGAAGUAAACUCACAAAGGAAAGUGAGGCUCUCCGGGAAAAGCUGAGGUCAGGGCCUCCUGUUUUAGUUGGACAUAAUCUGUUCACAGACCUUGUCAACUUUUACAAAUGUUUCAUUGGCGACCUGCCCAGUCGUGUGGAGGAUUUCCAGCAAGCAAUCAAUGAGCUGUUCCCUUUGGUCAUUGAUACGAAGUACAUGGCAACUACUGGGGGGGUAUUACGAGACGCAUCCUCAGCCCUGUCAACACUCAUGGAAAACCUGGGUUCAAGGGUGGUGCCUAAAUUUGGUAUUUUGUUUCACUCAAUGCACCUGCUUCUUCCUUCUUCUCGGAAUCUAACGUUUUGUGCAAAUGGUAUAGAAACCCACCCAGAUCACUCCUCGUACACCGUCAGUACCCCAAUACACGAAGCGGGGUAUGACAGCCUUAUGACAGCCCAGAUUUUCCUCAAGCUCGCAGUGCAACUCUAUGAAACAAGCAGUUCGCGAGAGGCACUUGUCAGUCGAGCCAAUGGGGACGCUACCGAGAUUGACCUGAUGGAUUUAUCGACCGAGCCAGAUGAGCAAGGGAAGACAGAAAACACGACGCAACAAAAGCUCGUGUAUGGCCAUGCAACCAAAUUUGACCUCCUGUUGGACAUGGAUGAUGAAGAAAGCGGCGCUAGCUCUGUGGGCCCUUCCGAGCAAGACAGUCUUCUUGAGCAGAAAGUAAUCGAAGGAAAGCUUCUACCACGGCUUGAUGAUGACUUUUGGAGCAAGUACAUAAACAAGCUCAGGGUCUUUGGAACAACUGAGGAAAACAUCAACUUUGAACGUGGAGAAUCCUCCCUAAGCCGAAUUUUUGGUGGUUGCUUCUGUGCCUUUUAA